CUCACUUGCAGUUCUCAAUGGAGAGUGGACGCACAGAUUCACAAUGAAAACCAGCCCCCGACGGCCACUGAUUCUCAAGAGACGGAAGGUGCCCCUUCCCGUUCAGAAUGCCUCAGGCGAAACGUCCAAGGAGGGUCCCAAGAGACCCCCAGCCCAGCAGGAGCCUAGCCAGGCCCAGGCCUCCACGAAGGCUACCGAGUCCAACUCUUGCAAGUUUCCCGCCGGGAUCAAGAUCAUCGACCACCCCACCAUGCCCAACACGCAAGUGGUGGCUAUCCCGAACAACGCCGACCUGAACAGCAUCAUCGCCGCGCUGACCGCCCGAGGGAAGGAAAGUGGCAGCUCGGGACCCAACAAGUUCAUCCUCAUCAGCUGUGGGGGCAGCUCGGCCCACCCCGGGCGCCCCCAGCCUCCCGCGCAGGCCAGCAGCGAUGCCCAGAGGACCGAGGUGCCUGCGGACACGCCGGGACCAAAGCCAGUGGCCAGGGAUGUGAAUGUUCCCAGGUCACCUGGGACCCUCCCGAGGCUGAAACAGGAGAGCUGUGCUGGUGGUGAGGCAGCUGGCUACGCACUGGAGAACAGCUUAACCAAUAUCCAGUGGCUUGGAAAGAUGAGUUCCGACGGCCUGGGCUCCUGCAACAUCAAGCAAGAGAUGCAGGAAAAGGAGAAUUGUCACCUGGAACAGAGCCAGGUGAAGGUUGAAGAGCCUACGGGCGCUCCACCGUCUUGGCGGGACUCCGUGGCCGAGCGGCCUCCCUAUUCUUACAUGGCCAUGAUCCAGUUUGCCAUCAACAGCACUGAGAGGAAGCGCAUGACCCUGAAGGACAUCUACACUUGGAUCGAGGACCACUUCCCCUACUUUAAGCACAUCGCCAAGCCAGGAUGGAAGAAUUCUAUUCGCCACAACCUCUCCCUCCAUGACAUGUUUGUGCGGGAGACGUCCGCCAACGGCAAGGUUUCCUUCUGGACCAUCCACCCCAGCGCCAACCGCUGCCUGACGCUGGACCAGGUGUUCAAGCCACUGGACCCAGGGUCUCCACAAUCGCCCAGGCACUUGGAAUCACAACAGAAACGUCCCAAUCCCGAGCUCCGCAGGAAUGUGACCAUCAAAACUGAGCUCCCUCUGGGCACACGGCGGAAGAUGAAACCCCUCCUCCCGCGGGUCAGCUCUUACCUGGUGCCCAUCCAGUUCCCAGUGAGCCAGUCCCUGGUGCUGCAGCCCUCAGUGAAGGUGCCACUGCCCCUGGCCGCUUCCCUCAUGAGCUCAGAGCUCGUGCGACACAGCAAACGAGUCCGCAUUGCCCCCAAGGUGCUCUUGGCAGACGAAGGCGUAGCCCCGCUGCCCGCCGCGGGACCCCUGAAGGAGGAGAAAGCGCCGCUCGGGGAAGGACCACCGCUGCCUCUGCUGCCCGCGCCGCUGCCACCGCCGGGCAUCAAGGAGGAAGCGCUGCAGCCGUGGGAGGACGCGGCGCCCCUGGCGCGAGCCAUCAAGGCCGAGAGCCCUCCGUUGGCAGAGUGGCCCUCGCCGUGCCCGUCCCUGAAGGAGGACUGCCCCCGGUCGUGGGGGGCAUCGCCGUGCUCUCCCACGCCGGGGCCCGGCCAGGACCCCGGCCAGGACCCCGGCGGCCUCAAGUCGCCGGCGCGGCGCGUCUCGGAGAUGCUGGCGAUCCAGCGGCGCGAGCGGCGGGAGAUGAGCCGCUCGCGCCGCAAGCAGCACCUGCGGGCACCGCGCGGGGACGAGCCCGAGCUGGUCUUCGCCGAGCCCCCCGAGCCCCAGCCUGCAGACGGGGGGCCCUUCCAGACCCCCGUCAAAGAGACACUGCCCAUCUCCUCCACGCCCAGCAAGUCCGCCCCGCUGCCCAGCACCCCCGAGGCCUGGAGGCUCGCGUCCCCGGCCGCCAAAGUCGGGGAGCUGGAGGUCAGCCCCGUGCGAACUCCCCGGGGGACCUGCGGACCCCCGCCCGACUCCCUGGGGCUGGUGGAGCUGAGCUGCACCCCGCCGAAGAGCCUGCCCCUCUUCGGCUCGCCCCGAGAGCUCCUGGACGCCCAGCCCCUGGAGCUGACCCCCGACCCCUUCGGCAGCCCUGCGCCCCCGCAUCCGGACGUCCCCAGGCCGGCCUCCCCGGAGCCACAGGUCCCCAACCUCGCGGCCAGCCGCUCGCUCACCGAAGGCCUGGUCCUGGACACCAUGAAUGACAGCCUCAGCAAGAUCCUGCUGGACAUCAGCUUCCCCGGCCUGGACGAGGACCCGCUGGGCGCGGACAAUAUCAACUGGUCUCAGUUCAUUCCCGAGCUGCGCUAGGAGCGAGGCCUGGCCCCUGGCCCUGGCUGCCCCGAGGUGCUGGCCAUCCCACUGACCCCCACGAGGGACAAGAGCGCGCACAGCAUCCUCGCCCGCUUAAUGCCAGGGCAGCUGUCAACCCCCGAGCCACUGCUGGGACCCUCUCAAAGCAGCGGGGUCUCCCUUUACUGGCUUCUGGGCUACCUGUGAGCCGCCCACCCCACCACCCACCACCCAACCCCGAGAAAUUCUAUUCUUACACGCUUCCCAGCUGGGAACCAAAAGCUAGGGUUGGCAAGCAGUGGUAAGAAGGGAUUAGAAAGCGCCCAGCAGUCUCACCUCUGCCCCCUGGCAGGGCGGUCCUGGUAAGCGGUGUAAAUUCUCCAGAUGACUCUCUUCAUUACAGACAUAAGCUCGUUUCCUUCGAUCAUUGCCAAGACAAUGCCAGGGGUGGGCAGGACGGCCGGGGGUUCCACUUUGCCUCUGUUCACUGCCCUGGGCUCCCAGCUGGGGUAGUGGGUGGGGGGGCGCUGCAGACGGUUUUCUCCACUGCAGGGGUGCCUGGCA
This is a messenger RNA of Jaculus jaculus (lesser Egyptian jerboa), 2848 nucleotides long. It is a transcript of the gene Foxm1, whose product is annotated as forkhead box M1. Gene Ontology annotation, molecular function: DNA-binding transcription factor activity; sequence-specific DNA binding. Gene Ontology annotation, biological process: G2/M transition of mitotic cell cycle; regulation of DNA-templated transcription. The record is from RefSeq and is a predicted model, not a curated record. The transcript has 8 exons. The coding region runs from base 44 to 2302 and encodes 752 amino acids. NCBI's taxonomy places the organism in Eukaryota, Metazoa, Chordata, Mammalia, Rodentia, Dipodidae.